AACCCCAAAAUGAAAACGUAACAACAUCUAUGAGAAAUUUAAAAAUGCAGAUAAUAUGAAAAAUUAUGUAUAUCUAAGUUUCAUUUUUUAAAUUAUAUUUAUAAAAAUAUGAAUUUGCAUAAGUAUCUAUAGUCUAGUGAUAAUUAUAUGAUAAUACCAAUACUGUUCUAUUGGGAAUUAUUUCAGAACGCGAGUUUUACCAAAUGAAACAGUGAGUGUUCACAUAACAAACAAAGUCGAUUGUUAAAUUAACUAUUCCUCGUGGUAGUUGACUAUAUACUGCAGAAUUAUUUUGAGUGAACAUUUGUAAUAUCUUUAUGUAAAACCGAGAGAAAAGAAUUAUGGUCUCGGUGAUGCAACCAUUCAUGGAUGUUGAGAGUUCGAGAAGUUACAUCGAUGAAUUAUACUCGUUGGAUCCUCAAAAAUGCUUAGAAGCUAUUAUAUGCCUAAAAAAUUCUGUAAUUGGAAGUAAUAGACAAAAAGGAUCUGUAAUAGCACAAGGUGUAGUACCUCGUUUAUUGCAACUUCUUGGAGAUACAUCAGAUAGAAUUGGAGAUAAUAUAAGGCUAGAGGCUGCAGUAACUUUGGGUUCUUUAGCUAAAGGAACUGAUCAACAUGUGCUAGCACUUAUAGAUCUCGGUGUAGUGCCGUUGCUUUUUCAGGUUAUAUUAUCUACACCUAUCACAGAAACGCCAUUAGAAGGAAAGCCAAAAAUAACAGAUUUAUUAAACGAGGCAUGUUUACGUUGUUUGAGAACAGUAUUUCAACAUCCAUCAGCACCGGUUCAUUCAAUAUAUCAGGAUCCUGCACUAGUGCCAAGAUUGGUAUCGUUAGCAAAUCAAUCAGUCACUUGUCAAAUUUGUGUAGCAACAAUUUUAACAACAGCAUGCAAGACAACAGAAGAGCAAAGUGCUUUAGCCAAAGGUGGUGCGGUAGAAACAUUAGCAAUGCAGUUGGAUUCUCCAUUACCUGAUGUUCAAUCAUCAGCUCUAGCAUGCUUGGCAAAUAUGUGUUAUAAGAAUUAUGGGGUAUGUGUCACAGUUGCAUCGGCAACUACCAGUAACACACCACAGGGUAGGCUUGUACCUGUAGCAUUAGGACAAUUAAUGGGCCGUGAGAAAAGCUCCUUAAUUCAACUUGAAGCUGCAAGGUGUGUUACAUAUAUGCAUAGAACUGGAGUUCUAGUACACAAAGAUCCUAGAAUUAUAUACCGUGCUUUACCUUGUUUGGUACGACUUUGUCAUCGAGAUCAUCCGCCUCGUGAAAGAGUAGCGGCGGCUGAAACUUUGGCUUUCCUUACCGAAGUUAAUACCGAAUUGCAACGUCUAGCUUCCAUUAGUAAUCAUUUAAUUCCUACUCUUGCAGAAUUAUUACGAUGUCAUCCACAUGUAAGUAUAUUAUACAUUAUAGAUUUACAUAUCUAUUUUGUAUGUUUACUAUUGUUAAUAUUUCAUGUUAAUGAAUUGUACAAGUGCAAGAUUGUACUUGCAAUGGCGCAGCUACAGGAUGCAACAUUAACACAAGAUAUGCGACAAGCUGCAUUCAGGGCAUUCGCAUCCCUUGGUGCUAAUGAUGAAGAUAUUAGGAAACGUAUCAUCGAGACAGAAAGCCUUAUGGAACAAGUAGUGGCAGGACUUCAGGAUCCAGGAGGUUCUCACGUACGUUUAGCAGCAGUUAGAUGUCUUCAUUCUCUUUCUAGAAGUGUUCAGCAACUCCGAACAACGUUUCAAGAUCAUGCUGUUUGGAGGCCCCUUAUGCAAUUGUUACAUGGUGCAGAUAAGGGAUUGGAGGGUAGAGGCGAAAGUGAAGUUGACUUAUUAACUGUUGCCUCGAGUACUUUAUGUAACUUAUUGUUGGAAUUUAGUCCAAGCAAAGAACCAAUUCUUGAAUCUGGAGGAAUAGAGUUAUUGUGCUCGCUUACAAAACGAUGUACACCGGCAUUGCGAUUGAAUGGAAUUUGGGCAUUGAUGAACGUGGCUUUCCAAGCCGAACAGCAAGUAAAAUUACAAAUUUUACAAUGUCUGGGAACAGAUCAAAUCUUUUGUCUUCUGGCAGAUCAAGAUAUACCAGUUUUGAUGAAAACAUUAGGUUUAUUACGAAACUUGCUCUCUACAAAAGCACACAUAGAUCGUAUAAUGGGAGAACACGCUGCUCACGUUAUGCAAGCUGUUAUAUUAGUUUUAGAAGACCCAAGGCAUCCAGCAGACGUAAAGGAGCAGGCUCUCUGUAUUUUAGCGAAUGUAGCUGAUGGAAAUCGAGCAAAAGAUCAUAUUAUGGCUAACGAAGAUGUGCUUAAAAAACUUAUGGAUUAUAUGAUGCAUAGCAAUGUAAAACUGCAAAUUGCUGCAGUUUUUUGUGUGUGCAACCUAGUCUGGAGGGAAGAACCUGGUGCUGCACAACGGCAAGCACGUUUAAAAGAACUGGGCUUUUAUCGUAUUUUACAACAAUUACGUCAUAGCAAGGAUCUCCAAUUGUUUGAUAAGGUCAGAACGGCUAUGGCACAAUUUUAUGAUGCCUAAAUUCCGGAUGUGUUAUUGAUGAAAGUUAGAUUUUGAUUUAGAGUUCUUUUAUAUGCGAAAUACAAUUAUAUUUUGGUGUUAACACUGUGAUUCUGUAUUUCGUUGAUGCAUAAGCAUUUUAUAUUUAUAUAGAAAAGAUACAAAAACAAUAUCCCUGACGAUGUAAUCUGUU
Bombus huntii is the source of this 2691-nucleotide messenger RNA. RefSeq names its product armadillo repeat-containing protein 8-like. The transcript has 7 exons. NCBI's taxonomy places the organism in Eukaryota, Metazoa, Arthropoda, Insecta, Hymenoptera, Apidae. The record is from RefSeq and is a predicted model, not a curated record. Gene Ontology annotation, cellular component: GID complex. The coding region runs from base 342 to 2519 and encodes 725 amino acids. Gene Ontology annotation, biological process: proteasome-mediated ubiquitin-dependent protein catabolic process. Gene Ontology annotation, molecular function: protein binding.